This is a messenger RNA of Choloepus didactylus (southern two-toed sloth), 1113 nucleotides long. It is a transcript of the gene ISL2, whose product is annotated as ISL LIM homeobox 2. Gene Ontology annotation, biological process: positive regulation of transcription by RNA polymerase II; neuron fate specification; axonogenesis. The record is from RefSeq and is a predicted model, not a curated record. NCBI's taxonomy places the organism in Eukaryota, Metazoa, Chordata, Mammalia, Pilosa, Megalonychidae. The coding region runs from base 1 to 1080 and encodes 359 amino acids. Gene Ontology annotation, molecular function: DNA-binding transcription factor activity, RNA polymerase II-specific; cis-regulatory region sequence-specific DNA binding. The transcript has 6 exons. Gene Ontology annotation, cellular component: nucleus.
AUGGUGGAUAUUAUUUUUCAUUAUCCUUUUCUGGGUGCUAUGGGGGAUCAUUCCAAGAAGAAGCCCGGGACGGCCAUGUGCGUGGGCUGCGGGAGUCAGAUCCACGACCAGUUUAUCCUGCGGGUGUCGCCCGACCUCGAGUGGCACGCCGCCUGCCUCAAGUGCGCCGAGUGCAGCCAGUACCUGGACGAGACGUGCACGUGCUUCGUGAGAGACGGGAAGACCUACUGCAAGCGGGACUACAUCAGGCUGUUCGGCAUCAAGUGCGCCAAGUGUCAGGUGGGCUUUAGCAGCAGCGACCUGGUGAUGCGGGCGCGGGACAGCGUGUACCACAUCGAGUGCUUUCGCUGCUCCGUGUGCAGCCGCCAGCUACUUCCCGGCGACGAGUUCUCGCUGCGGGAGCACGAGCUGCUCUGUCGCGCGGAUCACGGCCUCCUGCUCGAGCGCGCCGCGGCCGGCAGCCCGCGCAGCCCCGGCCCGCUGCCCGGCGCCCGCGGCCUGCAUCUGCCAGACCCCGGCUCGGGCCGGCAGCCCCCGCUGCGUCCGCAUGUGCACAAGCAGACCGAGAAGACGACCCGCGUGCGGACCGUACUCAACGAGAAGCAGCUGCACACUCUGCGGACGUGUUACGCGGCCAACCCGCGGCCCGACGCACUCAUGAAGGAGCAGCUGGUGGAGAUGACCGGCCUGAGCCCGCGGGUCAUCCGCGUUUGGUUCCAGAACAAGCGCUGCAAGGACAAGAAGAAAUCCAUCCUCAUGAAGCAGCUGCAGCAGCAGCAGCACAACGAUAAGACGAGCCUCCAGGGACUGACCGGAACGCCCCUGGUGGCAGGCAGCCCCAUCCGCCACGAGAGCGCUGUGCAGGGCAGCGCGGUGGAGGUGCAGACGUACCAGCCUCCGUGGAAAGCGCUCAGCGAGUUCGCCCUCCAAAGUGACUUGGACCAACCCGCCUUCCAGCAGCUGGUCUCCUUCUCCGAGUCCGGCUCCUUGGGUAACUCCUCUGGCAGCGACGUGACCUCCCUGUCCUCGCAGCUACCGGACACCCCCAACAGCAUGGUGCCGAGUCCCGUGGAGACGUGAGGGGGACCCCUCCCCGCCAUCCCGAGGACCUCG